Molecule: messenger RNA, 1517 nt
Organism: Cercospora beticola
Lineage: Eukaryota; Fungi; Ascomycota; Dothideomycetes; Mycosphaerellales; Mycosphaerellaceae
Source: RefSeq, a predicted model, not a curated record
CAGUCUUUUGCACGUUGGUCUUGGAAACUCGAAGAUGCAAAUCGUAGAUCUGUGGGAUCAUGGUCGAAAUCUGCUGUUGUAUUGUUUGACCCCUGUUCUGGUGGGGGAACACAUUCUGAGCUGAGCAAGAUCUUUGUUGUCCCAUCUCCUGCAGCUGGACUUCGCGGCUUGCUAUCCGCCAGUAGAAGAGGCGAAAGUGAAAAUAGCGGCAGUCUCGCGCCUUCACUCGGCUGAAGGAAGGACUCGAGCCCGGGGAGCAUCACUUCGCGCUUGCCUCACUACUUCCUCCUCUGUAAACAAAACGUCGCCGUCUUUGCUUUCCAACUCCAGAACAAAAAUGUGCUGGCCGUGCACAGAGACAGUCUGGUUGGAGUCGUCGCCGCCGCCGCCGCGCCGCAGAAGACGCACUCGGAAAUUGACAAUCGAACGCGAAUUGCGCACGUCCCACGCGAGAGCGGUAAGUGUCUUGCCUCAUUUUUGCCACUCCAGCACCCUCACUUGCACGAUACAAACACAAACACCUCCAUGAACCAACCUCUUCCCCUCUUCACGCGACAACAAGUCAACCGCCAACUUCCUCUUCCACCCCAACCCGUCUUCACCCACCGUCAUCAACGAAGCGCAUCCACCAUGUCUGCCACCGGCGACAGCGAGUACGAGCAUUGGCCGUCCGACAAGAAGUACUACACCCAGCCGGCCAAGCCCGCUCCAGGCUUCGAUGGCAACAACGGCUAUCACUCCCACUCGUACCUCAUGCCCAAGGAGAAAUCUCGCUCGCCAGCUCGCGCUGACUCCAAGUCCCCUCAACCACCCGUCGUCUCUUACCCACAGCCCAUCUACUACGGCUACCCAACUCCGCAGAUGGCUCACCCAGGCGCACAGCAGUACUAUUCGCACCCUGUGCCAAUCUACACCGCUCCACAGGGCUACUACCAGCCGUACCCAAUGCCAGCUCCGGCCGGCGCUCCAAUGCCUGGCGCGCCAGGCGGCCACUACUACAUCCCAGUCGGCGAAGCGCCCAAGGCAGCAGAGCCGGGUCCGACGACCAACGCCUGGAUCGGUCGCACUAAAGCCCAAGUCGAUGAGGACAACAUGAAGAUGGCCAAGGCCGAGAAGGUCUACGAGCCGCGCGAGUUCGUGCCGAAGAUGGACGACAGUCAGAUGUGCUGGGUCGUCGAGCUCGACAAGACCAACACCUUGCGCAUGUUUCGUGAGGCAAAGGAGCUGACUGGAUACUGGAAGGAGGAUCCACGCUACCCGAAAUCGUUCUACUUCGUCCGCACCGAGGAGAAGGAGGAGUGAAGAGAGGCAUGUUCUUGCGCCCGAAAAUCGGUUGCCUGGAGCUUAUCAUCAAGUCUUGGGCACGUUGCAGAAGCGAUUGGAGAGCGGCACGAUGUGGCCACGUUUGGGAAGGGUACUUGGAGCUGCACGAUUGUGAACAGCAGCUUGAGUAAUGCUGCGAAUCACAUGGUCUGAGCAUGCGGCACACGAGAUGCUGCUACGGCAAAGUAUGAUGA